Molecule: messenger RNA, 1267 nt
Organism: Neoarius graeffei (lesser salmon catfish)
Lineage: Eukaryota; Metazoa; Chordata; Actinopteri; Siluriformes; Ariidae
Exons: 6
Coding region: 1-966 (321 amino acids)
Source: RefSeq, a predicted model, not a curated record
AUGCAUUAUCUCCUCAACUCUCCACCAGCUGUACCUCAGUCCUCCAUCACUGCAGAUGACUUUAUGGUCUUUUUUGAGGAAAAGAUCAUGGCCAGCCAUAACACAGUUGGCAGACUGUACGAACAAACAAAACUGAAGCUGCUUAGAUUUUACAUUUGCACUAAAGAGGAAGGACCUUCACCAGAUCAGUCUUCAACUGAAGAGGAUUACUGUGAAGCUUCAUCUGUCAGCAUCCCUGAGGGAGCAGGUUCACAGUUGACCAAGGAUGGAUCUCACCUUGAUGUACAUGACUCCAUUACAGAUCCACUGGAUCAUGGACACUCAUCUGACAGUGACAUAAGCCAACAGAAUCUCCAUUUCCAGUUGCAACAAAGACCCAAACGAAAAGCAGUGUCUGAGACUGUGACAGCACAAGGUCCAAGAACAUCACAACCCUUUCGUUCAACCCCAAAAGACAUUGAAACCAUUCACACUGGACAGCGGCAGGACACCAAUGCAAAUAAUUAUGAUUUGGAAGUGCACUGGAAUAAUCUCCAACCUUCUAAUGAUUUCAAUGACUCCAUUGAUAUUGUUGACCUCACUGGAGCAGCUCCUAAUGUCUCCCUACAAACAGAGCCUGAGCACAUCCGUCAAGUUAAUUUUGAUGAGGAACCAGUAGCAGAUGAUGCAGAUACAGUCCUAUGGGAUCCAGAAGAUGACCUCAGCAGAGCAGAUGGAGAUGAGGCAGUUGUAAUCACAUUGCACUACAUCAACAGUGAGGAUAUCACACAGAGUACUGAGAUGAAUGGACUCCCAUUGCCCUCAUCUAAUGACCUGCCUACACUAGCUCUGGAGUCCAUAGAUGGGGAGGCAGUGCAAACUGCACAGCACAGUGGACCGACUCUUUUACCACAAGAUCCAAGCAGCCAGCCUUCGCUAUCAACCUCACCUGACAACCCAGGGAAUCCAGAGAACACGCGGCUGUGAAGGGGAAACGGAGCGAGUGCCGAGGCUGAGGCCAGACUUCUGUGAGGCUGAAUGGCAAGCGGUUGGGCGGAUCUGGGUGAAAGGGUUAUUAGACCACGGUGUCAUGCCCGUGAAGCUCUCAAAGGCUUUCAUUUUAGCCUGUAUUCAUGGCAUUGACUCAGUUGAUGUAGACGUCCUGAUGACGUCAUUUUUCAAUUUCCUUCCUCCUGUUGAGAGAUCAGCUGUUGAGAAGGCUCUCCAGGGGACAAUGGAGGAAAGUGAUGAAGAGGAUUUGCUUGACCUCUUUACGAGGAUGGGUUCC